This is a messenger RNA of Kogia breviceps (pygmy sperm whale), 2963 nucleotides long. The record is from RefSeq and is a predicted model, not a curated record. Lineage: Eukaryota; Metazoa; Chordata; Mammalia; Artiodactyla; Physeteridae.
CUGGCCUGCCUGCAGAGGACCCAGAACGCCCCCGGCCAACACCUGGCCUGCCCGACCAAGAGCCUGGAGCUGCGCAAGUUUUUUCAUAGCACGGAUGAUCCAUAAUUUAUUUGACCAGUCCCCUAAGAAGAACCAUACCCAACCUGUUGCCAUUACAAGCAAUGCAGCAACAAACUCUGUCACUGUGUAUGUGUCACAAAGGUGUGAAUAAAACUACAGCAUAAAUUUCUACAAGAAGAAAUACCGGGUCGAAGGCGAGACGGUGGCCAGCUCCAUGCAUUCCUCCCGCUACCCGAGCCCGGCCGAGCUGGACGCCUACGCCGAGAAGGUGGCCAACAGCCCGCUCUCCAUCAAGAUCUUCCCCACCAACAUCCGCGUGCCCCAGCACAAGCACCUCAGCCGCACCGUCAACGGCUAUGACACCAGUGGCCAGCGCUACAGCCCCUACCCGCCGCAUACGGCCGGCUACCAGGGCCUGCUCGCCGUCGUCAAGGCCGCUGUCUCCUCCUCCGGCGUGGCUGCGACCCCCGGGCUCACCAAAAGCGUGCUCAAGAGCGCCGAGGGCAAGCGGACCAAGCUGUCGCCGGCCGCCGUGCAGGUGGGCAUCGCGCCCUACCCGGCGCCCAGCACUCUGGGGCCCCUGGCCUACCCCAAGCCGCCUGAGGCGCCCGCCCCGCCACCCGGCCUGCCCGCGGCCGCGGCCACCGCCGCCUCCGUCAUCCCCCUGCCCGGCCGCGGCCUGCCCCUGCCGCCUUCCAACCUGCCCUCCAUCCACAGCAUCCUCUACCAGCUCAACCAGCAGUGCCAGGCCCCAGGCGCUGCGCCCGCCGCCUGCCAGGCCGUGGCCGUUCCCCACCCCAGCCCAGCCCAGCACGGCCCGGUGCCCAGCUUCCCCAGCCUGGCCUACCCGGCCACCGCCGGCCCGCCCGACUGCCGGAAGGGCGCCGAGCUGGGCCAGGGAAGCGCGCCGGCCUUGACGUUGGCUGGGGCCACCAAGCCCACAGGGUACGCAGACGGGGGCCUGGAUUACCUGCUGUGGCCGCAGAAGCCGCCGCCGCCGCCCCCGCCCCAGCCACUGCGGGCCUACAGCGGUGGCACGGUGGCCAGCAAGUCCCCCGAGGCCUGUGGGGGGCGGGUAUACGAGCGGGCCGGCGGGUCGCCCGUCAACUGCGGCGUGGGGCUGCCCACCAGCUUCACCGUGGGCCAGUACUUCGCCGCCCCCUGGAACAGCGUGCUGGUGACCCCCACCAGCGACUGCUACAAUCCGGCAGCCGCAGCAGUGGCCGUGACCGAGCUGGGGCCGGGGGUGGCCCGGGAGCUGGCGGGACCCCCGGCGGAGACCCUCUCAGGCCUGCCCAGCAAGAGCAUGUGCAACACGGCCGUGCUGAGCAGCAGCCUGCAGUCACUGGAGUAUCUCAUCAACGACAUCCGGCCCCCGUGCAUCAAGGAGCAGAUGCUGGGCAAGGGCUACGAGACGGUGGCUGUGCCCCGGCUGCUCGACCACCAGCACGCCCACAUCCGCUUGCCCGUCUACAGAUAAGGCCUGCCUGGCAGACGCACAGACGGACAGGGCGCCCGGGGGGGAGGCAGGCCGCAGAACAGGGUGGGCAGCACUCGGGCUGGGGGCGCUAGCCCCAUCCUGUGUCCGAGUGCCCACUGAUGCCCACAGGGAAGCCAGGCCGGCUGCUGCCGGCUGCUGCUGACAGGGAGUGGCAAGGUGACCUCACUCGCCAAGGCCCCUCCCCACCAUCAGCUGCCCCAGGACACGCGGAGGGCCUGGGGGCAGCUGCCGACAUCCACGCCUUCCUCCAUCCAAGCUGGCAGAGGCAGGGAGAGAGAGACCACUUAAAACAGGAGCAGUUCUUUCCAGCUCUCUGGGAGAGGGGGUCAGACCACAGUGGGAUGCAGAAGGAAAUGUUAGGGUCUAGAGUCGGGGUGGGAUCAGAGCGGCCCCCGGGGCUUAGACAGCUCCUCCCUCCACGAGCUGUCCCCAGUCUCCUGGAAAAAGAGCAGAGGGGACCUAGAGGAAGUCAUCGAGCCCACAGCGCCCUCACUGCCCUCUCCAGGUGAAGACCACUCGAAUACAGGCUCUGGGGACUACAGGUCCCCCUGCUUCUCCUCUUCUAGACCCUCUUCCCCUCCCCACCAUUCCUUCCCAACACAGGAUCCCAUCUCCAUUCUCCAAACCCUAGACUACCACCUUCUCCCUUCCCUUCAGUACAUCUUACAGGGCUUCUGGGCACAGUUGUGCAGGCUGUGUACUGCACAAGGCAACUCAUCUGAGGAGACACCAUUUGCAUUCUAGACUUGUAUAUUUAUUACAGCAAUUUUCUGAAUCUUGAGGAAGGGGCACCAUUUACCUAUGUGCACAAAGGCGCCAUAGGGGCUAACAAUGUCAGAGGGACCAGACCCCGCGUCCUUCAGGGGUUCUCCUAGGAGCCAGUUCCGGGGGGCAACCUGCUGGUUUUAAUUGGGAGACCCAAUCCAACUCUUUUCCUGCAAGCCACCCUCCAAGGCCUGCCCCACACCAUUCCGGGGGAUAAGGCAGGCAGGGGGUCCCCCCCCAUUAAGUCUCCAAGGCCCGAUUUCCCCAAGUCCUGGCCCCUCUGGCACUCCGGAAGCGGUACUGUAUCUCUCUCCAAGGCCUGUUCAAGCACUAAGUGCAUUUACAAAUCUCUGAGAAUGUUUUUUUUUUAUACUAAAAUUGACCAUUAUAUUCUACUGUGAGAAGUGCGGUCUGCACUAUAUUGUUUUAAAAACGAAGAGAAAGAAAAAAAAAAAAAAGGAAAACACAGAUGGUGUCUCAGCUGUGGGAUGUUUUGUAGCUCUUGUUUUUGUUCGUUCUUCCUUCCUCCCCUUAGGAGUAAAACGGGCUGUCUCCUCCCCUGCUGACUGGGCUUGGAGCCCUCAGAAGCAGGCCAGGAGCCUCCUGGCCCCUCCUCUGCUGGGCCACUUUGUAUGCA